GCACAACCUCGGACAGCCCGAUAUUACUGUUCAGUUCUUGUGAGAGCAGAGGACGCUGAUCACCGCCGACCAAUCCGAGUGCAAGGUUUUCAAACGUAAAAGGGUCACCUUCCACCACGAUAAGCGGAGAUACAGGGGCUCGAGAAGGGAUAUAGUGACAGUUGUUGUUCCGCUUGGCAGAUACCUUGCAUGGGAAUCCCGCGUCUAUGGACACUAGCCUGCUGCCGAGCGCUCCUUUGGACCGGUUUGCCCCGCUGCUGCGUAUCCCUUGUUUCCUAUAUAAUUGGCAACCAGUUUUUCUACACGGUGGAGGAAAACAGACCGCUAUUUCGCCCCCAGAGAUCAAUAUCGAGUGAAUCGCCAUCAAAAAGAAUUCAAAAUUGGGUCUCCACACUCCAAACCCCAUCGGCAGGAUUUCGGGCCAAAGAAAGUGAUGGAGGCUCUCCCGAAAAAUAUCACAAUCGAAGCAAAGCCCUACCCAUACACCUUUCCGCUCUCUUCGACUGCUCUUCUAUUGAUAGAUCUUCAGCGUGACUUUAUCCUCCCGUCGGGUUUUGGCGACAUACAGUCUGGAACGAAUCUCACGGCUGUAAAGGCGGUGGUUCCUAAUUGUGUUCGAAUUCUUCAAGCAUUCCGUGAAUUGGAGCUUCCCAUCUUCCACACUCGCGAAGGGCAUCUCCCAGACCUUUCCGAUUGCCCAUCAUCAAAGCUGAAACGUCAGGCCUCGGCACCUGGGACCAACCAUUCAAAGGUCAUUGGAGACCCUGGAGAAUUGGGCAGAUUACUGGUAAGGGGGGAGUAUGGACACGAUAUCGUGGAUGAGUGCCGACCAAAGCUGGGGGAAGUAGUUGUGGAUAAACCCGGAAAAGGUGCAUUCUGGAAUACAAAUUUGUUGGAAGAGUUGGUCGGAUGGGGAAUCACCCAUUUGGUGCGUAUUUAUGUGACUUUGUCAUCCUGAUCAUUUGUUAACAGAGGUAAGAUUGUCGGCGGUGUUACCACCGAGUGUUGCGUGACAACCACGGUGCGGGAAGCCAACGAUCGCGGAUUUGAGUGUUGUAAGUCACCAGAGGGGAGCCCGGUUGCGGAAGACUGGGAUUCGGGAUCUGACAGGAAAUAGGUAUAAUUGAAGAAUGCGCCGCCGGGUAUAAUGAUAAUUUCAAAGUUCCAUCUUUGGACAUGAUUCAUUGGUCGCAAGGACUCUUCGGCUUUGUCUCUUCCCUCCCAAACCUCUUGAAAGCAUUGACCUCGGCGCAUGCCCCCCCGGGUGUUCCCUCUCCGGGCCUGGGUCCCGAAAGCCCUCCAUCAACACCGCCGGUAUGGGACGGGCGUUUAACCCUAGCUUCUCUCCGGAAGUCCUACAGGUCCGGACUAUCCCCUGUGACGGUGAUUACCAGUCUCUACACCAGAAUCGAGGAAUACAGCCAAACAAAGUCAACCUUUACACGCCUUGUUGACCGAUCAGCCUUGAUAUCCUACGCCGAAUCGCUUCAAAAACUCUUCCCGGAUCUUACCAAUCUCCCGCCACUAUAUGGCGUGCCUUUCACUUUGAAAGACUCCAUAAACGUUGCCGGAGUUCCGACAACCCUAGCUUGCCCUCCACUCACCCAUAUUCCAUCGCGCUCCUCAAAGGUAUAUUCGCGGUUGAUAUCAAUGGGCGCGAUUUACAUUGGCAAAACCAACUUGGACCAGUUUGCGACAGGCCUAACCGGUUGCCGUUCCCCACAUGGAAUCCCUGCUUCCGUUUUCAAUCCGGACUAUGUAUCUGGCGGAUCCUCGUCUGGUUCCGGAGUUUCAGUGGGGGCGGAAUUAGCAUCUUUUGCUAUAGCCACUGACACUGCUGGAUCUGGGCGCAUUCCGGCAGGUUUUAACGGUGUGGUUGGAUGGAAGCCUACAAAAGGCACUGUUUCCUUCAGCGGGGUUAUGAAAGCCUGCGAGUCGCUAGAUUGUCUAUCAUUUAUGGUCACGCCCGAGGGAGGUGUGAAGGAUGUCCGAAAACUCUGGAAUCUUGUCAGAGGAUAUGAUCCAGAUGAUCCGUACUCAAAGGCGCCCGGAUCACUACCGUUGCCGAUGGUAAAUGCGUUGGCCGAGAAGAAGUGGAAGUUUGCCCUCCCGGAUAGGAAGGCUGUGGCAGAGUGUUCUCCGCAAUAUCGGAAACUAUUUUAUCAGGUUAUCGGUGGCCUCCAAGAGAUCGGGGGGGAGGUUAAAGAAGGCGAUUGGGGACUCUUUGAGGAGGCUGGAAAGCUCUUAUAUGACGGUGCCCUGGUGAAUGAGCGACUUGCAUCCUUACCGGACAACGGGUGGGUAGGAAGGGAGAAGGACGAGUUACACCCGGUGAUCCGGGAGAUCCUCCAGAAUGUACUAGAGAAGGGUGUUAGUGCCGCGGAAGCGUACAAGGAUAUUAGGAAGAUGGCCGGGUAUUUUCUGUCCUCUUUUCCGACACAUGUCUCGGGUGGUCUAACAAAUUCUAGGCUCACAAGAAAGGCCAACACUACACUUUUCAACCCCGCCCACCCAUCAUACAUCGACGUCCUGAUAGUCCCCACCGCCCCAUUCCAUCCUCGGAUCUCCGCAGUUUUGAAAGAUCCCAUCGCCAUAAACUCCCGUUUGGGGACCUUCACCCACUUUGGCAAUGUUUUGGAUUUGUGCGCCAUCGCGGUUCCGGCAGGGCACUACUUGGAAGACGGAAUAAAGAUGCCGUUUUCAAUUACUUUCUUGGGAAGGGGUGGUUCCGAUUCAAGAGUUCUAGAAAUUGCGAGCUUAUUUGAGGGACUUGUCGGCGUUGGGGCCAGGGACUUUGUUUGA
This is a messenger RNA of Tuber aestivum (summer truffle), 2802 nucleotides long. The record is from the annotation of a GenBank genome assembly. NCBI's taxonomy places the organism in Eukaryota, Fungi, Ascomycota, Pezizomycetes, Pezizales, Tuberaceae.